Molecule: messenger RNA, 1423 nt
Organism: Equus quagga
Lineage: Eukaryota; Metazoa; Chordata; Mammalia; Perissodactyla; Equidae
Product: 3-hydroxybutyrate dehydrogenase type 2-like
Exons: 4
Coding region: 496-912 (138 amino acids)
Biological process (GO): siderophore biosynthetic process
Cellular component (GO): cytoplasm
Molecular function (GO): 3-hydroxybutyrate dehydrogenase activity; 2,3-dihydro-2,3-dihydroxybenzoate dehydrogenase activity
Source: RefSeq, a predicted model, not a curated record
AGGCACGCUCCCACCCUUGGGGCUGCAGCAGUACUAUGGGCCUCCAGCUGGGAGAGCAGCUGCAUGCGUGUACAGGUCUGCUGGGGGACCAGAAGAGUACUCACCUAUCUCCACCACCUCUCCAGGGGUAGUCCAUCCCCCUUCAAAUGUAUAGCUGCGCAGGUCUCUCAGGCAUCCUGAGGUGCUGUGUGGGUAUCUUCUGCUGAUCAAUGAAUGACCAUUUAGUUGUAGUUCGAAGAGGGAGAGACAAAGGGAACAGCUCACUCCACCAUGAUGCCGAUGUCACUCCUAAUUUUCUUUUGGAAUCUGCCUAAGGUUUCUCCCAGCUGAUGAUGAAAAACUAAAACCACUUGUCAUUUAAGUGCAGCAUCUCAACACCUGAGUCUCAGUUGAGUUGUGCCGAUAAUGAUACUAUUUUCCUAAAUUCAGAAACUCACCCUAUUAAGGGAGAAAACCUGAUAUCAAUUUUUAAAAAACAGUGGGGUGAGAGGAAGCAUGACACUGGUUACUGGGGACACUAAUUUGUGUUCCCUUUGUAGAGGAGACUGUGUUUUUCAUUCCUUCACUUGUCGAACCUUCUCUUCAUCCUCAGGAGUUGUGAACAGAUGUGUCUACAGCACAACCAAGGCAGCCGUGAUUGGCCUCACAAAGUCCGUGGCUGCAGACUUCAUCCAGCAGGGGAUCAGGUGCAACUGUGUGUGUCCAGGAACCGUUGAUACCCCAUCUCUGCAAGAAAGAAUACAAGCCAGACCAAACCCUGAAGAGGCACGGAGCGACUUCCUGAAGAGACAGAGGACGGGAAGAUUUGCAACCGCAGAAGAAAUAGCCCUGCUCUGCGUGUACCUGGCUUCUGAUGAAUCUGCCUACAUCACAGGUAAUCCUGUCAUCAUUGAUGGAGGCUGGAGCUUGUGAUUCAGGAUCUCCUUGCUGGGAAGGCAGGCCCUUCCUAUACACUGUAAACCCGGCUAUGAAGAAAACUCACUCAUCAUCUCUUUCCUAUUAAUGGAAUAUUAAUGAAAACAAGCCCUUUUUAAGGAUGUCAUUGUUCACAAGAAUUUGAUUCUUUAAAUAUAUUAAUCUCUUUUGAAAUCAUUGUAGCUUAAUAACAUCACUGCAAAAGAAUAGUUUUUAAAAUAAGCCUCAAUUUGUAAGCAUAUAAAAUUAAAAUAUGAAGGAAAAAAGUAAGUUUUUUAAAAGAAAAGCGUAUUCAUUUCUAUUUCCCAAUAUUCAGAUGUUUUUGUUCAGGUCUGCGUUGGUCUGUAUGUGGAUACUAAUUUAAAAUUUUUACACCGUUAUAAAUGAACAGCAAAGGUAGGAAGGAGUUUGGCUUCACUAACUUAUGUUAAAAGAACUAUAGACUAUUCAGAACUAUAUGUUGGUCUGUUAUAUAAAAUAAAAAUAAUCAUCAGGUGUUUAUACUUAA